Aplosporella prunicola CBS 121167 is the source of this 2212-nucleotide messenger RNA. RefSeq lists its product as uncharacterized. Lineage: Eukaryota; Fungi; Ascomycota; Dothideomycetes; Botryosphaeriales; Aplosporellaceae. Gene Ontology annotation, biological process: amino acid catabolic process. The transcript has 2 exons. The record is from RefSeq and is a predicted model, not a curated record. Gene Ontology annotation, molecular function: polyamine oxidase activity; L-amino-acid oxidase activity. Bases 57 to 2138 code for a protein of 693 amino acids.
AUUCUCUAGAAAUAUGGCACUCCAGGUCUCUUUCCAAUCUCUUUACCUGCCUCAAAAUGGGUCUAUGCCGGUCUACCGCUCUUGUCUUGGGUGCAGUUUCUGCUACUCUCAUAGACCAUGCAACGAGUAGCGCCAUUCCAGGCUCCGACCUGGUGAUCUUCAAUGGCCCUUUCACGGCAGAAGCUGGUGGUAUGACCAACAUCCACAUCUCUUUUGCUGGCCCUCUCGAUGGAGAACUUUCGGUCCACUAUGGUUCCUGCGAUAUUGGCACCGCAGACUAUGCCCAUCAUCUUGUGGGAAGGGCACAUGUGGGUGACCACCCUCUGGCUAAGCGAAAUCUGGGCUGGGAGGACAACAGGCCUACUCGGUUUGUGUGGAUGCCGCCCGCAGACACCUCGUCAGGGGGUUGCUUGCACGCGUUUUCCGGAAAGAAGCUUGUGGGAAGAUCCAAGGAAUACACUGUCACCCGGAGGAAAGCCCGCCGAGGCACUUCUUUUGCGGACAUUGCUGAUGCCAUGGGACCGUGGUUCGACGGAGUGGAGUAUCUUAAAGAGAAGGAACCUGACAAUGCGUUCGUGACGAAGUCGAAAGACACAACAGUUGGUAUCCUAGGUGGCGGUAUGUCAGGACUGAUGACAGCUUAUCUCCUUGAAUCCGUUGGUAUACAUGACUGGAAGAUCCUCGAAGCAACUCAGAGAAUUGGUGGUCGUGUACACACUUCCUAUCUCAAUGGCACAACCCCCGAGGAGUACCAGUACCAAGAGAUGGGCCCGAUGAGAUUUCCUGUCAGCAUAACCAAUGCUACAACGAACGAAACAAUUCAGAUCAUGGACCAUCGUAUGGUCUUCCAACUGGCCGACACGCUCAACAAGAUGAACGGCAACGAUUCUUCCUUGGCGGUCAACUUUAUUAAGUGGAUCCAAAGCAGCGCAAACCAACCGGUUGACACCACCGAGCGUCGUGCCGACGGUACGACCCCUGGCAAGGCAGAGGUUGCCGCCAAUUCUGCACUGGCAACCAACACCACCGAAACCUACUCUAAUGCUACGGCCGUCGAAGAGGCGCAGGCUCAAAUUAGUUCUUGGGAUGGCCUUACGUGGGAUAAGAUGAAGUCGAUUGCAACAAACGUCUUCGAAGCUCACAAGCAGGCUGUCGCGGAAGGGUACUUUGAUUUCUCGGAAGCUACCUAUCUGAAAUACGUCAUGCAUACCGACCUUAAUGUUACAGACGAAGCCGCUGGUUCUGAAGCUGCAAACCCGGAGUGGUUGUACGAUAAUAUCUACAUGGACGCCACAGAAUGGCGGACAAUCGACAAGGGCCUCAGCAGAUUGCCCCAGGCCUUUGGUCCAUUGGUCUCCGACCGAAUCACGUUCGGCGCCAAAAUAGAAUCGCUCUCCUGGGACGACAAGUCCAAGAAGAUGACAGUGUCAUGGCGACCAGACGGACCCCUCAGCAAAGAAACAACCGCCAUGGACUUCGACUACACCAUCGUCGCCGUGCCGUUCUCCAAAGUCCGCCUCUGGAAGCUCCCAGAGUACACGUCGCUGCUCGGCCGUGCGAUCAGCGAGCUCAACUACGGCCCCGCAUGCAAGGUAGCCCUGCACUACAAGACGCGGUUCUGGGAGCACCUGGCGCACCCCAUCCUCGGCGGCUGCGGGCAGACGUCCAUCCCCGGCAUCGGCAACAUCUGCUACCCAUCGUACGGGCUCAACAGCAGCGGCCCAGGCGUGCUGCUCGCAUCGUACCAGUCGGGCAGCCUCGCGCGGGCGGUGGGCGGCAUGGCGGAGGAAGAGCACGUGGCGUACGUGCAGCGCGCCAUGGCCGAGGUGCACGGCGCGGUUGCGGACGAGCAGUGGACUGGCAACUACGACCGCAUUUGCUGGGAGCAGAACGAGUUCCAGGCCGGUGCGUGGGCGAGCCCGCUCGUUGGCCAGCAGGAACUGUUCCUGCCGUCAUAUUUCCAUACUGAGAAGCAUACCGUGUUUGUCGGUGAGCAUACGAGCUAUACUCAUGCGUGGAUUUUUAGCGCGCUUGAAAGUGCGGUUCGUGGGACUACGCAGUUGUUGCUGGAUAUGGGGUUGGUGGAUGAGGCGAAGCAGGUUACGGAAACGUGGAUGGCGAGGUGGAUUCAUGUGUAGAGUAGUGUUCUCGUUUAAAGAGCUUUCAACAAGUGUAGUGCUAGAUGUCUACAAUGAAAACAGUACAUGUGUUU